AGUGUCCAUGGAAGGGGCGGAAGUGGUCCAUAUCUAUUGUGGUCCCCCGAGGCGGCUCAUCGCCCCAGUGGCCUCCAUGAGCAAAGCGUGGCGGAGGACCGAGGCGGGCGGCGUCUUCAGGAUGGAAGGCCCCGGGCGAGGGGAGGAUGAUGACUCCAAUGGCCACGGGUCCCACAAGAAGAAGCAUAAGAAACAUAAGAAAAAGCACAAGAAGAAGCACCACCGUGAGGAGAUCGGCAUGGUGGCAGCAGACGUGGCUCCCGCCCUCCCCAAGCCUCAGCUGAAGCUCAAGAUCAAACUGGGAGGCCAGGUGCUGGGGACAAAGAGUGUGCCAACCUUCACUGUCGUCCCUGAGCGGCCGCGUUCUCCCUCCCCACUGAUGGUUGUGGAUGACGAGGAUGAGCCAAUGGAGGGGGUCCCCAUCGAACAGUACCGAGCAUGGCUGGAUGAGGACAGCAACUUGGAACCCGAGCUUCUUCCCGAGCUCGAUGCAGAAAUUGGCUUCCCGGCCCGGGAGGAAGAGGAGGAGCAGCGCUGGCUGGAUGCCCUGGAGAAAGGGGAGCUGGAUGACAACGGGGAGCUCAAGAAGGAGGUGGACGAAUCCUUGCUCACAGCCAGGCAGAAAGCCCUGCUGCACAAGCAACAGAGCCAGCCGCUGCUCGAGCUGCCGAUGGGCUACAAGGCCAAGGAGCUGACGGAGGAGAUGCUGGUGAAGCGGGAGGAGCGGGCCCGCAAGCGGCGCCUGCAGGCCGCCAAGAAGGCCGAGGAGAGCAAGAACCAGACCAUCGAGCGGCUCACCAAGACGAGCAAGGCCAAGGUGAAGACCCUGCGAGAGCGCAAGGCCAAGGCCGGGGCCCUCCCCACCGUCUGCUACCGCAAUGCCGCCAGCGGCAUCACCGUCUCUUUCCCUCCAGGGGCCGCCCUCCCUCUGCUGUCUUCCAUCGUGACUGCUCCGCCCCCUCCUACCCCGUGCGGGGUCAGCGGGUGCCCCAACCUCAAACGGUACUCCUGCUCCCGCACUGGGGUGCCCCUCUGCAGCCUGGACUGCUACAAGAAGAACUUGUUGUUACAGCAGGCAGCAGCCUAGCGCUUCUCCUUCCUCCGGAACUCCCCAGGGGCGGUCUCCUGGUGCCGGUCUCAGGUGGGGCUCUUGUGCGCUGACGGCUGAUCCAAGCGGUACUCUUGAGCUUGGAGAAAAGCGGACGUGGCGUUUUGUCAUGUUGAGAUGGGCCUGGAAAGGCUGGGGGUCCUGAUUGGGGGCAGAAACGAGCACGUCUGCUCGACAGUGGAGAAGGAAAAGGCCUUGUGAGAGCCCGUGCUCUCAAUUCUGCCCAGCAGCCCAAGCUUAACCCUGAUACUGCAAACCGCAGCUGCUCUCCAGAGACUCAGGACAGUGGCGAGGGAGAGCCGCAGGUGCGUUGCUGCAACUGUCACUGGCAUCGUGUUUGGGACAGGACUGUACAGCAAACAGAGAAAGCGAAGACGUCAAGGAUCCCCAUGCACCUGUCCCGUGGGCUGCCUUUAUAUGUCUGAGAGCCUCCCGCCAUCUGUUGAGCGGGAACAGGAAAGAACAGGUUCUCAAUUAGGCCAUCAAGGUCCCUCCUUGUGAAAAAAUGUGAUCUCUUUUUUAGACCUUAAUAAACAAUACAUUGAAGUUGCUGGAGAAUUCAAGCUAGGUUGAUGCUUUCCUUGCUUGACCUGGUGACCCUUCCUUCUGCUGGUUUAGUGAGAUCCAGAGGAACAAGGCUGUGUUGUGGGGAAUUGGACAGGCUGAGCAGGGGAGCCCCCGAGGCUUGGGUAUCGCUAUCCAGGACUAUUAUAUGGGUCUCUCCUCCACCAGUUCUUGUGGUUCCCACCCCUUCGAUCUUCUGGCUUCCCGUCCUUGGUCUAUUCUUUUGGGCCUUCCCCGUUGUGGACUUGCUAUUGGAACCCCUUUGCCGUGAGUGCAGGCAUUCUCCCGAAAAGCCGUCCCACUCAUCUGCUACAGAAGCAGUUGGGAAUUUAUUUAUUACAUCUCUGAGUUAGAUUUAUUUGUUUUCUUUUACCGAAUUUAUAUGCCGCCUUUUCCCAACCCGGAAAACGUUAUGAUAAACGAAUAAUACUAAAACCUAGACUUGAAUCUAAUAAUAAAGCAACAGCAUCAUGUAGUAACCCCUGA
This is a messenger RNA of Sphaerodactylus townsendi, 2158 nucleotides long. It is a transcript of the gene INO80B, whose product is annotated as INO80 complex subunit B. Gene Ontology annotation, cellular component: Ino80 complex. The coding region runs from base 8 to 1087 and encodes 359 amino acids. Lineage: Eukaryota; Metazoa; Chordata; Lepidosauria; Squamata; Sphaerodactylidae. The transcript has 5 exons. Gene Ontology annotation, biological process: chromatin remodeling. The record is from RefSeq and is a predicted model, not a curated record.